GGGCGGGACUUCCUCCGCUCUGAGGAGAUGCCCGUGGGGUACAAGCGAGACAGGAACCCAAAGGCCAAAGCCGGCAGGACGGGCAAGGUAUUCUCUUCAGGAAGGUUAGUAGGUUCUUCCAAACCGUGGAAUGGAAAACAGAGACCAUAUGCUCACAACAACAGGACUGCAAGUGGAAAAGCUUCAACAUCAUCUGUGGAGUCUGGUUACUCUCUGUAUUCCACUGAUUCUGAGGAUCAGGUUACCUAUAUUCAUAAAGGUCUUGACCGAUGUGCAGCUUUAUUGCAGGAUAUCUUGCAAAAUGAUACCGCAAAUUUGAAGACUGCUACUCUAAAUCCAGGAAAUGUUACAAAAUCCAAAGGAAUACUUAGCAAAGGAGAAAGUACUAAAAGGAAGGAAUUUAAGAAGAAUGGCCCUGUUCCACGUACCUCACAUGUACAAAAACAGAUUGUCUCAGUAUCGGAGUUCAAGGUGCUCCCUGGUGCAGCUGAACCAGUUGUGAACAACAAUGGAGCUGAAUUGACAAUGCUGCAGGUCGCAGUUCCAUCCAACAAGCACGUGUCUGUAAUGAAUCAGCCUGUCUCUGGUGAAGUGCAGACACAGAUGUCGCUUAUUAACAGCCAAGCUGCAAAAAGUGCCUCUAAUGGAAUACCAAUGCAGUCUUACUAUGCAGUCAUGGAAUCGGGUUGUCAAGAUGCUCCAAAGUUUAAUUCUCGACUUCCGACCUCCACUCCAGCUUUGUCUCCUCAGAAUGCUGGCCAACCAUUGGUAAUCCAAUCUGCCAUGCCUCAUGAUCUUUACAACCAAACUUCAUCACAGGGAGGAAUGAACUUUUUUCCAAUUUAUACAACUACAGCCCCUGCAAUCCAACCUGUGAUGACUUUUGCUCCAUCUGGAAUCCCUCAUACAAGUCUACAUACUGUGGCUAUGCCUACCUUAAUUCAGCCUCUAAGUGGUGGCGAUGGAGUUGGUACCUUGAUUAACUACGGUGAACAGUGCCUAAAAGAACGAGACCCAUUGAAGUGCAUUCAACAUCAAGUCACCAAGAUGCAAAAUCCCGAGGUAGAACUCCAGCAGAAAGCUUGGCAAACACAGGCACGGGUCCAGGAGUCAUCUGAGUCAGACGAAGAGGGCUGUGAUGGGACUACGACUGAAGAAGAUGACUUAAAUUCAGUAGAUAUAACACCAGUAAGAGACACGAGCUGUCAAACCAGCUUUGACAGACACUUGCAACUGAAAACGAGAAGUCCUGAUAAAACAGCAAAGAAAGUGAGAACUGUGAAAAAUCUUCUCAGUGAACUGAAAACACGGGUUUCUGAUAAAGAUGACUCUGAGAUUAUCAGGUUGAUAAUGGAGCUGGACGAAAGUGUCUCUCUCUUGCCAACCGGGGUUGGAAGCACAAACGUACAAGCAGAAAUAGCUAUCGGUCUUCAGUCUCUGCGUAGUGAGAAUGCACAACUGCGCAGGCGGUUAAGGAUAGUAAACCAGCAGCUUCGAGAGCGAGAAAGAGCUGAGAAAGAAUCUAGGAUCACGGACUGCAACUUUGAACUGAUCUCUUUGCAGUGCAUGAAUACUACACUGCAGACACAGCUUAAAGAGUCUCAGAAAGGACUUGAGUCACUGCAGAGAAAGAAUGAAGAGCUUCUGAGUGUAAUAGAUGAACAGAGUAAAGGGAAUAAACAGCUACUGCAACAAAUGCAAGAGAAAGAACAGGAUCUGUUCCACAAUAGACAGCAAUGUGAGAGGGACACAACUCGGGUCAAAAUGGAAGUCGAUGAAGCUUGCAAAAUGAGGAGUCUUCAACUGAAACUGGAGGCUUCUGAGAAAGAGAAUCAGAUCGUAGGAAUAACACUACGACAGCGUGAUAUGGAAGUGAGCCGGUUACGAGAUCUCACCAGAACCCUGCAAUGCAGCAUGGCAAGACUCGUCUCUGAUCUCAGUAUAGACUGUACGAAAGCCAAACCUGAAACCAGACUGACCAGAAAUCUUCUUGAGGAAUAUAACCAUCAGCUAGAAGAGGAACCAAUCAUGGAUAAAGGCAUAAACUCGGUUGCCAUGUAUCUUAAAAAUCUGGACAUUGAUAAAGCCUGUGCAAUAAGAACAAUAUUACAAUCAGGUGAAAGACAAGAGUCUGAGCCAACUGUUCCUGUUCAAACAUUUACAACUAUUCCAAUGUACUCAACCAAUAAUGCACUUCCCAAAGCUUUUGGAAGGCAACUUAAUUUUCCCAGCCCUAAAAAACUGUAAGUGAUGGCAGUACUUUAGUGGGUGAGGAAUCUAAUCUGGAUGAAACUACUUAUAUUCCAUUGGUUGGCAACGUUUCCAAAAUACAAAACAAACUAUUUGAACAAAGGAAUUGUAUACCACCUCAGUCAAGCAGAGAUUCAAAAAGAUUCAACAUCGACAAUGAAAGUUCUGAUGCAAACUUGUAUAACAGAGCAGGAGCGAUGCCCUCUACAUGGGAACUGCCAGAAAAAGCAGUCGAUGAACAGUUACCUGUUUUGUGUAAAUUACAGGAAAUUGCUGCAACGGAUUGCUCAUCGAGAAUAUUUUUCAGAGCGACUGUGCCAGAAAAUGACCUGAUUCAGAUGAAGCCUUCCGACAUAACUGCUGUUGAUUUUACAGAUAAUGCAUCUAACCUUCCUAAACUAAAUGCACAUCAACAUACUUCUUUGCCACAUGAAAGAAACGGGCUGUUGUUGAAUAAAAGCAGGGUUUCGGCAGUGGAUUCAAGCUUUUCAACCUUUGACUCCAGGUCUGUGAAGUCUGACUGGACCAUGUCAUCUGUUUCUUCAUUUAGUUCUCGUGAUGAGCAGGCAUUCCAAAAUGGUUUAGCCGCCCUUGAUGCUAACAUUGCCAGACUGCAAAGAAGUUUACGGACAGACUUCUUGAGAUGAAUUGACUGAAAAUGUUCAAAACUAAGUUGUUUUUUUUUAAAAGGAUGGGCACAUUACUGGACUUUGUUUUAAUUGAUCAUUAGAAGUGUGAUUUGAUGUUUUUAAUAUUUUUUUUACACUUUUUAUCAGUAUUUUUGCAUUAUUGUAAUUGUGGCCAAUGCAUUUUAGUUUUUAUGUAACUACCAAUUUAAUUUCAGAAAAUAAAGGCUGACGUUUCUUUUU
Molecule: messenger RNA, 3119 nt
Organism: Callorhinchus milii (elephant shark)
Lineage: Eukaryota; Metazoa; Chordata; Chondrichthyes; Chimaeriformes; Callorhinchidae
Gene: ccdc14
Product: coiled-coil domain containing 14
Biological process (GO): protein localization to centrosome
Cellular component (GO): centriolar satellite
Source: RefSeq, a predicted model, not a curated record